This is a messenger RNA of Lates calcarifer (barramundi perch), 3184 nucleotides long. RefSeq names its product deoxyribonuclease II, lysosomal (gene dnase2). NCBI's taxonomy places the organism in Eukaryota, Metazoa, Chordata, Actinopteri, Centropomidae. Bases 143 to 1279 code for a protein of 378 amino acids. Gene Ontology annotation, biological process: apoptotic DNA fragmentation. The transcript is spliced from 7 exons. Gene Ontology annotation, molecular function: deoxyribonuclease II activity. The record is from RefSeq and is a predicted model, not a curated record.
UAGUCCCAGGCCAAAACAAGGAUGUAGCUAAAGAUGAAACUUGUUCGGGGUGCAGUUUGCGCACUACAGUAGAUCUUCAUGCUGGAAAGCAAGAUAACAAUCUGUUGAGAACAUAAAUGAGGACAAAGACGCUCUGUCAGAGAUGGUUCUGUUCCUUUUCCUGCUGAUCUCAUUGGUGCCACUAGGGGGCAGCACCUCACCAAUCACCUGCUACAAUGACAAUGGAGAUGCAGUUGAUUGGUUCUAUAUGUACAAACUGCCUAAAGAACAUAGCGGAAGAUCUUCCACAGAGGGUGAAAUGUACUUACUUUUGGACAAAGGGAGUGAAGGAUGGACUGAGGGGAAGGGGACAGUGAACGACACCGCGGGAGCCUUGGGCAGGACAGUCGGACAGCUGUACUCGCAAGGACAGAACACAGAGGUAGCAUACAUCCUCUACAAUGACCAGAGGCCACCCGAGGACUUUGGUGACAGAUGGUUCAACGACAGUGGAAGCAGAGGGGGGCACACGAAAGGUGUUGUGCUGCUGGAUAAGAAUCAGGGCUUCUGGUUGGUCCACAGCACCCCUCACUUCCCGCCUGUACAACAGGCAGGAGAGUAUUAUUACCCCAGCAGCGGUGUGACCAAUGGACAAAACUUCAUCUGUGUCACCUACCCGCUCGACCGCUUCCAGACCAUCGGAGAGCAGCUGCAGAUCAAUCAGCCUAAUGUGUACGACUGCGAUGUCCCUGAGUCCUUGGCGACCCUGGUGCCUGCGCUGGCUGCUGUCUGUAAGAAAAAACAUCUGUCCGGUCACAUCUUUCCACAUGCCAAACCUGUAUCCAAUCGCAGCGUGACUUUGACCUCAAAGGACGGAACCAACUUUAUCAGUUUUGCCAAAGGAGCCUCUUUUGACAAUGACCUCUACCACUCCUGGGUGGCCCCGACCCUCCAGUCAGAUCUCCUGGUCCAGUUCUGGAUUCGCUCCACAGGCAUCCUCCCCUCCGACUGCUCGCUGGGCUGGAAGGUCCUGGACAUCACACUCAUCCACCCGGGGCAGGCGUUCACUUUCAAGGCCAGCCAGGACCACUCCAAGUGGGCCGUCAGCCCCAAGGCGGCCAGAGAGGGGCUCGCUGGAGGAGGAGGAGGCUGGGUGUGUGUAGGAGACAUAAACCGGAACGAGGCGGAGGAGAAGCGAGGGGGAGGCACGGUGUGUCUGCAGGAUCCGGUGGUGUGGAAGGCUUACCGGACGGCAGCGUUAGAGUGUGAGGCUUGUGGAGGAGGAACCAUCCAGUGCUAAUGACCUGCUGGAACCAGACAGGUCAGUUGGGCUAGGACCAGUAUGGUGCAUCUCAUGUGGGUUUUUAAGAGGAAUAUUUAACAUUUUGGAUGAUGUUUAUAUUUCUUUUAAUGUCUAGUGAAAUCUAAUUGAAAUGAUCCAGUUAACAUUUUAAAAUUCAGAUGAUCUUCUCUACAACUAUGUACUUCCAUGAUUGUUUUCAAUGACGCAUUGAUUUCCUUUAUACGUGUGGAGAGCUGAAGUCGUGACAUUACGUCUGGGCUAGCUUCUGUAACUCAGUGCAAUCUCUCAUUCAACAUUUCUUUAAUCGGUACUUGUGAAAAAUGAAGCUUAUUUCUGGGAUUUUCUCCACUACAGCAGCUGCUAUGAGAAAAUAAAACCUUUGUGACUGUAAGUAAGUUAAACGAUUAAACUACAAGCGCAGCAGCACCGCUACUUACAUCGUAAUCAUCAUCAUUGUCAGUUGGUUUCUAUAUUCAACACUCUCUUAGAAUAUUAUGUUUCAGUUUUAUAAUUGUAAUCUCUACUGUCUAAAAACUCCUACAGACAUGUCAUAACUAACCUCGAUCCCUUGACUUGCUGAUGGACUCAUGGAUAGCUCAGGGAAAUGGUGUCCUUUAAAGGCAGCUAAAAAUAUAAAUAUCGAUCAAUGAUAUAAAAUCAUAGUAAAUGAUGACACCAUUCUAAUUUAAACACACAUGAAGUGAAGGCUGGAUUUUUAGUUGUGAGUAUAAUUACAAAUAUCAUUAGGAUUUUAAAUCUGGAAGUUACCGUUUCUCUUCAGCUCUCUGUAACACUGCAUUUUGCACAAUAUACUGUAAGAGCAAAUGCUGUUUGAAUUAAGAUUACUCAUUUCUCAAUAACAUUAAGAUUACUAUUAAGAGUUACACACUUAAAUACUGCUUCAGCAGGGCUGUGUGUGUGUGGUUUGAUUAGAUUUGAUUGACAAUAACAACAUCUAACUGACUGGUGUCCAGAGGUUUGUAGCAACACCUUUCUCCUGCCCACUUCAAACCUGUGGGAAGAGCACAGAGAUAAACACAAAAGUCUCAUGUAAAAUAACCAAAACUAAUCCAACUUCAGCAGAAGAUAGCGUGUUCGUGUCGGACCCCAUUACUCACAAUAAAAAGCUGAUUGAGAAAAUAUGUUUUCAGGGCUUUAAGGCACAAAAAACCAUUUUACUUGUUGAGAAUGAUUUUUGGCUGUUAUAAAGGGGCUGCUACAUCCUCCCCUGAAUUUAAUGCAUACAGAACAAUGCUGGAGGAGGACAAGUAGUCAGAUAUAAUGGAAAGCAGAGGAGCUUGUGGGAAAUAUGAUGUUCAUCUUGGAAAAAAACACAAAAACCUCAAAGUGCCUCGUUAAAUGAAAGCAUUGGUUCAAGUGUCUUUACAGCCGCUGGGUACUGUUUUAACUGAAACUGAGGAGACAAUGUUGCAGAGUGAAUGAGUGCUGCUUCACUGACUCUGACUUUUUCUGUUUAAAUCAACAUUAGCUGGUUUGUGGGUUCGUUCUCAGGGGGAGCAUUAAGCUUUGCUUGUUGAAACCGUAUGAAAAUGGAUUUUAUGGGAUUUUAAAUUUUAUGAACAAUGUGGGAUGAAUUGCACUAACAUUGAGCACAUGCACACAUUUCACUGACAAUGUCAAAUCACAAACACUGACAACAUCCAGGUGUGAGGAAUGCUUUAAUACUUUGUGUUUAAUGAAUGUUUGUAUUAUUAACUGGGUUGGUACGAGCAUCUUCGUGUUUCAGAUGUGCUUUUUCUGACAUAUCCAGAAAUAUUUUUUGUUAUAUCCCUUAGAUUUCAUACUUGUAACACAUUUUCACGUACAUUCAUUCUGAUCUUGAUUUUGCUUGAAGAUAAAGAUGCUGGCUGUCUUGAAUCUGAAUAAAAAGACUAAAACAGA